ACAUGGCACCGAGUUGUUUACAAAUGGCGACUGCGCAAGAUUAAAUCGACGACUUUGAAAAAAUCGCCUCACUUGCGUCUUAAAUCGUAUAAUUCUUUUGGAAUGGGUCCAUUUAACGGACUCAUAGAUAUGCCAGGAAAAGGUCUGAAGAAAUUCUGUUCUAUUUGAAGAUGGGUGAGCUAAUGCCAACUGACAGGGGCGAGGUCCUUAAGCAUGUGUUUAACCAGUAUGACCGCCAUCGAAGAGGUGAAUUAUCUGCUCUUGAGUUGCAGUCCCUACACGGAGAUAUACGCAUGGGUGGAAUCAGUUACCCACAAGUAUUGGCUAGUAUGAAGUAUGUGUGCGCAAACCCAGACGUCUGCACCUUGGAGGAGCUUCAUGAUGUGCUACAGGAGAUGGAUCGGCGCUACUUCCUGGUGCAGGACCUGCGCUGGGAAUUCUCGCUGCUCGACCGAGAACAGAGGGACAUGAUCAAUGAACACCAGGCCAUGUGGAUGGUUCAGGCGAUGCAUGGUAAGAACUUCUCACGUCGCAAGUGGGCGGCCUUUCUGAAGAAUCGCGCCAUACCGGGGACACUAGUGGCAUUUGCAGAGAUUGAAGUCCUCCUUUGUAAUGUAAAGUCGAGUCUAGACGUGCUUCAAGACAAUGAAGAAGAAGAACGGGACAGACAAGCGGAGCUGGAGCGUAAGAGAUUACGUGAAGAGGAGGAGAGAAAGGAGAGGGAGCGCAUCAACAGACUACGAGACGAGGAACGACACAGGAAAGAGGAGGAGAAGCAGAAACAUGAGGAGGAGGCAAGAAGGAAGAUGAUGGAUGAGGAGGGUGAACGUAGAAGAAAGCAACAAGAACUGGAGGAAGAGGAAAGGAGAAAGGAAGAGCAGCGUCUUCGAGAGCUGGAGGAAAGGAAUCGGGAGGAGGAAGAACGAAGGCGGCGGGAGGAACAGGAGAAGUAUAAGGACGCUGAGAAAGUCGUAUCGGACACGGAGGAAGAAGAGAAGAGCCUUCUGGAGCAGCUACGCAUCGUGCGUGAGAAACUCAAGGUGGAGACGGACGAACACAAGAGACGACAACUGGAGGAGGAGGAGCAGAGACUACUCAGGCUACUAUAUGAUCUACGCCACAAGCGUAUUCGCUACAGUCUGAAGGUGGCCAUCAAGGAACGAGACAGGUAUAAGCUGCAGUACUCUAUCAAUGAGUUCAAGACAGAGAAAGUGGAGGACGUAGAUAUGGACCUGGAGAAAGCAGAACGUCUGCUCAGAGAGAUCACCUCUAGAGAUAACCUGAGGAAGGCCGUGUCCAGACGAGAGAUCGAGGAACUGGAAAAGGCCAUCAAUGUGAUCAAGAAGAACGGACUGGAGGUCCAACUGGCCAGGGAACUCAUCGAGGCGAACACCAUCCUCACACGUCUACGCAAGAUUCAGAGAAUCAGAUCGGAGAUUCUGGAGCUGAAACAGUCGACCGUUGCCGAGAUACGUAGCUACCAGAACCCUCCGCCUGUGGUGCACACUGUCAUGACAGCCUGCUUCCUUAUACUGGGGCACAAAGAAAAGGAAACUAAGGACUGGAAGACCGUGCAAGCGCUCGUGGGUAAAACGGGCAAAGAAGGUCUAAAACGUCGCUGCCUGGAGUGCGAUGCAAGCAAGAUAUCGAUGGAGAGCGCGAGGCGAGCGAAAGAGCUGCUUGACAAACACGAGCUUGACGAGGUCCGUGAUGUAUCUGCUGGAGCAGCAACGUUCUAUGUUUUCUCAGUUGCUAUGGUAGAGGAGGUGUUUGACUUGGCAGAGAGAGGACCUAUCCCUGACGACGAUGAUGACCCCAACGCGCCCUCGGACCCAAAGGUCAAGGCCAAGGGACCCCAGAGGAUUGACCCCACCAAGAUGAUCCUUAAUCGAGGUCGUCAGGUGGUGACAACUACCUCAACCAGUACAACCGUGGUUAAAUCACGAACCAAGACCCCCACUCGCAAGAGUUAAUAGUGUUCAACAGUAUUAUACACUAUAAAAAGGGAAAUCAAUCAAAAUUAUUUUGUAUAGAUAUUUAUAUACCUUCACAGAUAUAGAGUAUCAUAAUUGUAUUUUCUCUCAAAAACACUGAAUAUUAAAGUAUGAUAUUCAAGUCAAAAUUUGUAUUGGUUUUGAUUUUUUUUCUUUUAUAUUCAUAGUACCGGUAACUGCUAAAAUUAAUAUUUUUUAAAUACAUUUUUAUGUCACAACACUAGACAAUCAAUAAAUAGCAGUUUGAAUUUUUUCAAAAGCGUUUGCGUUUGCAUCAUGGCCCAUGUGUAACAUUCUUCUUGUGUGGAGACCAUAUUGUAAGAGAUUCGUAAGACUCAAUGAAACGUCACAGAUAUGAUCCUUGAGUGGCCCACUAUCAAAGUUGUUCAAUUGUUUUUGGUACAUUUGUGCAGGUCACUUGAGCUCAACAUAUAUUUUAAAUACAGCAUAUUUGUAUAGACUUGUAUAGUAAAUAACUUCUUCUCCAAAGCAAGAGUUUUAAUAUUUGAUUUGUGACAUUGUUAAGUGGUCCUUUACAAAGUUUGUUAAGAUCAUGCAACUGUGGUAAAUAACAUUGUCUUGAUUGAAACUGCUAUAAUCAGGGUGUUGUAGCAAAGUACAGUUGUCAUCUACAAAUUUUGUUAAAAUCAUUCCACUGGGGUCACAACUGGCAUUACCAAAGUGGUAACCUGAUUCGUAUAGACUGUUGGCCCUCUUGUUUUUAUUUAAAGAAACCAAAUUAUAUAUUUCUUUAUUACAUGUAUGUUUGAAAUAAUAAUGUACCAGGAUUUGUUAAUAUUUGAAGAUGCACAUUGUUUUAGUGUUUUUCUUUGAAUUCUUCAGAUUGAGACUGUUGAGUUAUAUCAAUAAUUGUAAAUCAAAAUUUGUGGUGUGUUGAUGUUAUUAAAUUAUUAUUAUUGUUAUGCAUUUAUUAACAUUUUCAAAAUUGGAAAGAUAUAGCAAGUGUUAUGUUGAUGUAAUAAGAUUUGUAUUGUUUGCAUUUACUAUCUUUUUUCUUUGUUUUCCUUUAUAUUUUAUAUAUGAAUAAGUAGGGAUUUUUACAGUAAAUGGUGAAAGAUAGAUUUAUAUGAUAUAUAUAUAUAUAAUUAAUAUUUGUCUACUAACAGUAAUUUUUUCAGUGAUAAUGCUAAGCUAUCUGAUUUUCUAUAGGCUGAUAUUACACUCUUCAAAGUCUCCCAUGAAUUGCCUGUUGUACAACAAUUAAGCUGUUUUCAAAAUAACUUCCAAAAUUAGGGAUGUCUAGUGUAUUUAUUUCUAUAUCUAGAAUAUUUCUUACAGAAAGCAAACAGCGCAGACCCAGAUGAGAUGCCGCAUCAUGCAGCGUCUCAUCUGGGUCUACACUGUUUGCCAAGGCCUUUUUUCUCGACGCUAGGCAUAAAUGGGUUAAUACAUGUGCGUAAAGUGUUGUCGCAGGUUAUCAUGUGGGUUUGCAAAGGCUAAUCAGGGAUACAACUGCACGUUUUUAUUGUAUUUUUUCGUUUAAAGGAAGUCCCUUCUCAACAAAAAUCCAGUUUAAGCUGAAAAUGUUGUCCCUAAUUAGUAUGUUUGGACUGCACUGGAUAAUCUGGGGCUACACUUUACAAACAUGCAUUAAGCCCCGUUGUCCCAGAGCAUGGCUCACCCAUGUUGCUUUACAAUGUAUUCAUUUAUGAAAUCUAUAUAACUUGUUCAAAACUAAUAGAAAUCCUAUGUAAUGUUAUACAAAUGCUGUGGCAUUUAUUGUUUUCUGGUGAAAUUGUUGUUAGCCUGCUGGCAGGAUUUCUUUUCUGACAAAUAUUUAUCAUUUGAUAUAUGUUUGCUGUAUUCACAGACUCUAGAUGAGAUAUACGCUCCGUGCUGUAUUGUAAGAUGUUUACUGUAUAUUUAUCGUCUUAUUUGUUUUUUUUGUGCAGGUAGUAGUUUUGAGCUGGGCUGUUUUCGAAGAAAACCCGAGAUAUUGUCAUAGCCAGCUCGUCGUGUCGUCUGCCGUCCGCGUCGUGCUAAAACCAUGACAUUUUGCUCUAAAAUCAAAGUGCUCCCACACACAACUUUAAAACUUUAUAUGUAGAUGCACCUUGAUGAGUUCUACACGCCACACCCAUUUUUGGGUCACUAGGUCAAAGGUCAAGGUUACUGUGACCUGUUAAAAAAAAAAAUUCUGACAAGCUUUCAUUUAUUCAAAACUGCACCCGCAGCCGAGCUUUGGCACCCGUUAUGCGGUGCUCUUGUUAUAGUAAAAUAUUCACAACUCUUCUCUGAAACUUCACAUGAUGGCAUUGAGAUGUUUUUUCCAGUGGACAUCUUCCGAUAUUUUUCACAUGACGGCCCUGGGGUAAAAUUUGAUCAUAAAAUACCUUUCCCUUUAUCCAAAGCAUUUUCUGCUUGAUAAUAUGUCAUGAACUUCUAACAAAUUUGUGGGAAAAGGAUGUAAAGAGAUGACAGCAUAAAUCUUUCAAAUAAGUACUGUUUGAUACUCGUUCUGGAUAAACUGGGCUAAAUGCAUCUGCGUGAAGUGUCGUCCCAGAUAAGGCUGUGCAGCCCGCACAGGCUAAUGAGGGACAACACUUUCUGCCUUGACUGUUUUUUGUUGAGUAGAGACCUCAUUAAAACCAUAAUCCGAAAAUUGCCGUCCCUAAUUGGCCUGGUCGGACUGGGACAAUCUUGGACAACACAGUAUGCACCAGCAUUUUACCCAUUUAUGCCUAGUGGACUUUCCCAUCCUUCUAAAUUGGAUCAAGUUAUUUCCAAAAUUAAAUGCAGCGUCUCAUUUGGGUCUACGCUGUUUGCAAUGUCCUUUUUUCAGGACGCUAGGCAUAAAUGGAUUAACCCGGUUAUCCCAAAGCGCAGCUCAUAUGCUGCUUAACCCUUUACCACUCAGAUACGUAUUUUGAUGCAUUUGUAGUCCCUUAGAAAGUUAAAUUUAAUUCAAAACCUUUUCUUACUAGAUUCAAGUUUAAAAGGUUUCAUUUCCAACCCUUAGAUACUGAUAAGCAGCAAACAGCAUAAAACUUGAACAGACUGCAAGUUACUCGCAGGCUGUUCUGGUUUUAUGAUGUUUGCACAUUUUCACUUUGUUUCUGAGUGGGAAAGGCUUAAACGCAGGUGAUUCACCAGGUGCCAUCUUGGCUCUAGUGUUUCCACGCCCCAUUUAUUCACAGUCGAUGUGUGAAUAUGUCGCAAUGUAUCUGCGCAGUUUUAUUUUUUACUUUGCUUUUUCCUUUGUAUAUUAAAUAAAAAUCUUAUACAUUA
This is a messenger RNA of Dreissena polymorpha, 5243 nucleotides long. Its product is annotated as trichohyalin-like. Lineage: Eukaryota; Metazoa; Mollusca; Bivalvia; Myida; Dreissenidae. The coding region runs from base 171 to 1973 and encodes 600 amino acids. The record is from RefSeq and is a predicted model, not a curated record. The transcript has 14 exons.